Messenger RNA from Humulus lupulus (European hop), 1226 nucleotides. Its product is annotated as 26S proteasome non-ATPase regulatory subunit 14 homolog. Gene Ontology annotation, biological process: protein deubiquitination; proteasome-mediated ubiquitin-dependent protein catabolic process. Gene Ontology annotation, cellular component: proteasome regulatory particle, lid subcomplex. NCBI's taxonomy places the organism in Eukaryota, Viridiplantae, Streptophyta, Magnoliopsida, Rosales, Cannabaceae. Bases 73 to 1011 code for a protein of 312 amino acids. The record is from RefSeq and is a predicted model, not a curated record. Gene Ontology annotation, molecular function: proteasome binding; protein binding; metallopeptidase activity. The transcript is spliced from 6 exons.
CACUAAUAAUAGCAAAAGAAAGAAAGUAAAGAAGCAUCAAAACAAUCUUGUUUCCGAAGAAAACUUGGGGGUAUGUCAGGUAUGGAAAGGCUUCAGAGAAUGUUCGCCGGUGCCGGGGGAGCUUUGGGCCACCCUCCGCCGGAUUCUCCCACUCUCGAUUCUUCUGAGCAGGUCUACAUCUCAUCCCUCGCCCUUCUCAAGAUGCUCAAACACGGGAGAGCUGGGGUUCCGAUGGAAGUCAUGGGUUUGAUGCUGGGAGAGUUCGUGGAUGAGUACACUGUUCGCGUUGUUGAUGUAUUUGCAAUGCCUCAGAGCGGUACUGGUGUUAGCGUUGAAGCUGUUGAUCACGUGUUCCAGACCAACAUGCUCGAUAUGCUUAAACAGACUGGGCGGCCGGAGAUGGUUGUUGGGUGGUACCAUUCACAUCCUGGGUUUGGCUGCUGGCUUUCUGGUGUGGACAUUAACACACAACAGAGUUUUGAAGCAUUGAAUCAACGCGCUGUAGCUGUUGUGGUGGAUCCAAUUCAAAGUGUAAAAGGAAAGGUGGUGAUUGAUGCUUUUCGCCUGAUCAACCCACAAACCAUGAUGCUUGGCCAAGAGCCACGUCAAACCACUUCCAAUCUUGGCCAUCUGAAUAAACCAUCCAUUCAAGCCUUGAUCCAUGGUUUGAACCGCCACUACUACUCCAUUGCUAUCAAUUACAGGAAAAAUGAGCUUGAGGAGAAGAUGUUGCUGAAUCUUCAUAAGAAGAAGUGGACUGAUGGUUUAACACUUAGGCAGUUCGAUUCUCACUCCAAAACAAAUGAGGAGACAGUUCAGGAGAUGCUAACUUUGGCGGUUAAAUACAACAAGGCAGUACAGGAAGAAGACGAGUUGCCCCCAGAGAAGCUUGCAAUUGCAAAUGUGGGAAGACAGGAUGCGAAGAAGCACCUAGAAGAGCAUGUCUCCAAUUUGAUGUCUUCGAACAUCAUUCAAACUUUGGGAACGAUGCUCGACACUGUUGUCUUCUAGAGUUCCUAAACUAAAGCAAAAAUCCUUAAUAUCCCACAACCAUGUAGCUCUACAUUCUGGUUCUGCUUAAAUUAGUCUUACUAUAAACUAGUCAAUGUGUUUAGACAUGAGACGAUUUAGUUUCGUUACUUCAUUGACCAGAGCCGGCCUCAAGUUGGACCAGCUACGUGGUGAAAUUGAAUUUGCUUUCAAUACUAAUCCUUUUAUGAUUUUAA